This is a messenger RNA of Perkinsus marinus ATCC 50983, 2360 nucleotides long. RefSeq lists its product as hypothetical. The coding region runs from base 1 to 1848 and encodes 615 amino acids. The transcript is spliced from 16 exons. Gene Ontology annotation, cellular component: membrane coat. Gene Ontology annotation, molecular function: clathrin binding. The record is from RefSeq and is a predicted model, not a curated record. NCBI's taxonomy places the organism in Eukaryota, Perkinsozoa, Perkinsida, Perkinsidae. Gene Ontology annotation, biological process: intracellular protein transport; vesicle-mediated transport.
AUGGCCGGAGUACCUCCACCUCCACCACCACCACCACCGUCUUCUGCACAAUACUUCGAUAAACGUGGUGAAAUCAACGAGUUACGGCAACUCCUGCAGUCGGUGCAGAAUGAUAAGGAUCAGGAAAAGAAGCGAGAGGCUAUCAAGAAGGUCAUUGCAUUCAUGACUCUUGGUAUUGAUGUGAGCCGCCUCUUCCCCGAGAUGGUUAUGGCGUCGUAUACCAACGACUUGGUCCAAAAGAAGAUGAUAUACCUCUACCUAGUAAACUAUGCUGCAUCCAAUCCCUCUCUAGCAGUAUUGGCAAUCAACACACUACAGAAGGAUUGCCAGGAUACUGAUCCCAGUAUACGUGGCUUGGCUCUCAGAUCAUUAUGUGGACUUCAGCUGAGCAACAUGAUGGAGUACUUGGAGCCAGCAGUGAAGAAGGGUCUAGUAGAUCCCAAUGGUUAUGUUAGGAAGGCAGCUGUUGUUGGUGCUCUCAAGAUGUUCCAUCUCGACCCACAGCACGUAGGCCACCCUCAAUGCUUCGAUCUAUAUCGUAUAGUAUCCGGAUCCGACCAUGACCCUGAUGUUAUAUACGAUGCAGUGGUGGCAUUGAAUGAGAUAUUGGCUGAUAUAGGAGGUAUCGAGCUAACACAGGAGAUCGUAGAUAACCUACUGAAUAACAUAUACCGUUUCUCGGAGUGGGGUGCAGAUGCUAUCAUCAAGAUCAUUACUAAGAAAUACAGACCCAAUACCGAGGAGGAGAUGUUCGACGUAUUCAAUGUAUUAGAUCCUCUUCUUAAACAGAAUAGUCCAUCUGUCAUCAUGGCGACUAGCACCCUUUAUAUGGAAUGGGCAUCUGCUGCUGCUGCUACUACUGAUGGUGAUAGUGGGAAUGCGGAGCUUCUACAGCAAGUCAUGGAGCGACUGAAACCUACAUUGCUCACAUUGUUGGGCGCUAUCUCUACGGGGGGUCAUGAGCAAGCCUAUGUCAUCCUUAACCAUAUCACUGUUAUCGUAGUGCAUCAGCAGAAGGCUGGAGGUGCUCCUCUAUUCACGGGUGGGGAUUACAAGAAUUUUUACUGUCGUUACAACGAGCCCAGCUACAUCAAGUAUCUCAAGCUUCAGCUCCUCACCUUAUUGGCUUGCCAAGCAGCUAAGACAGACAGCACUUGUUUCCGGGAGACCAUCUCUAAUGAUCCAGAUUCGGAGGUGUCUCGAGAAGCCGUCCGUAGUAUUGGAGCAGUGGGUUUAGCAUGUCCAGGAGCCGUCCCUGGGAUAUUCGAUAUACUCUUGGAUCACUUGACCGGCUCGGACACUCCUCGUGACAAGGGUGUAGCGUCGGAGGCUGUGGUCGUAUUGAAACAGUUGUUGCGAAGUGGUGUUGCCAGUGGUAGAGAGCACAUAAUAGAACUUAUUACAAGCCCAGAGGUACUUGAGAAGUGCCUUAAGAAUGUAUCGGGGGAUCCAUUGGGCAAGGCGGCAGUGGUAUGGAUUCUCGGUGAAUACGGUGACUCCAUACCCAUGGCACCCUAUAUCCUCGAGGACAUCAUCAACGAGCUCAUGGACUCCGAUGCUGGUGCACUCUCUCCUGGUGUGAACGGUCUAGAGGCUGUUGAGUUCGGUCUCGAUGAGUCAGCAGCAGCAGCCGCCGCAGUGGCUCCAGCUCCGACCAUAUCGAAGGACGAUGAUGAGGUUAUCAAGGCAUCUGAUGAUACAGUUGCUCUUGAGCUAUUGACUGCCUGUACUAAGCUAUUCUUUGCACGUCCACCUGAGAUGCAGAAGAUAUUGGGAUUAGCAUUCAACUACGCUGUUACGAGUGAGUGCUCAUGCUAUCAUCUACUAGCACUGACGUAUUGCUGCUAGGCCCUGCUGCUAGUCCUGAUGUUCGUGAUAGAGCAUUGAUGUACUAUCGACUACUGAAACGGAGUACUCAAGAGGCACAUGACAUAGUAUUGGUUGGUGAGGAAGCUACUGCUAAUGCAUCCGAAAACACGUAUGAUAUCAAGAUUGAUGACAGGAUAUUCGAUGAGGAAUUCAACACAUUAUCAGCUAUAUAUUGGAUGACUAGCAGUAAAUUCGUACCAACCAUAGAGCCUCUGUACCAGGGUAUGCCUACCAACAAAAGUCCUACUGUGAUGUACCGAGAUCCUCCACCGCCUCCACUGACAGAAGCAGCAGCAGAACCCUCCCAGAGUGAUACUGUUGAAUCCACCGACCUGCUGGGCGACGACUAACCACCCUGUGGACGGUGGGCGUAAGGUCGUCACUAUGGAUUUGCAGUAGCCUUUGUAAGGGAAGGAGCCCUCAUCCAAGUAUCGUUCUCUGUAUACUCAGUUGGUUGUAUCAAUUUGUGUACCUGUUGCUGUUGAUGUCAC